This is a messenger RNA of Moneuplotes crassus, 813 nucleotides long. Lineage: Eukaryota; Ciliophora; Spirotrichea; Euplotida; Euplotidae. The record is from the annotation of a GenBank genome assembly.
GUUUUUUAUAGAACUUAUUAGGCAAAUGUGAUCCAAGGAGGAAACUGAGGACUUUAGUGAGGAAGAUUAUGAGAAAGAGAUAAGGGAUGAGGAAGAUUAUAUUCAAGAAACAAAUUUAGAAGUGAUGUUUUCUAGGUUUACAAAAUUGAAAUGACCUUCAAUGUCAAAGUUCAAUUGGAGAAUAGCCAAUAGUUCUCUAAAUAUUUCAAAUAAAUUCUACAACCAGAUUCAGCUAACUGGUCUUAAAGAGAUUCAGAAUUUGGAAUUCAACAUCAGAAAAAGAAAACAUUUAUUGCGAAAGUUUAUGAAGGUUCCAUUUAUCAAUAAAAUUAAUAAACUUUCUGUGAGAUUAUUUCACAGUAAGAAAGAUAGCUAUUAUCUUGGAUGAGUAAUCAAAUGCAUUCCUAGAAUCACAAGAGCUCUUCAUCUUCAAAAUUGUAUGAUUAGCAGGAACAAAUUCAGGAAGAUUCUACAAAUUGGAAGACAUAUGGAGCACAUAGAGUUUGAAUCAUGAUGAUUAGAUUUUAAAGAAAUCAAUUUGACAGAUAAUUUGUGAUAUUCUAUCCAAUCUAUAGCAUUCUUAUGGAAAUAGCUUUAGUCCUGGCCUACAUAAUCACGAAAUUGAGGAGACUUUGAAGUGAAUAGUGAAAGCUGCUUCACAAACCAGUUUAAAAUCAUCACUGAGUUUAAUUAAAAUCAAUAUUAGGCCAUAUCGAAUAAACAUUAUCGAUUAUUUAUAUGACCUAGACUUCACCAAACUAACAGUGAGUGAAUAAUCUCAGAAAUGUAUUAAACCUCUGCUUUCAAUAUUUU